AUGAAGGGCAUCGAGGAGAAGCACAAGCCGACCGAGGUGCACCUGCAGGUCUUCGACGGUGUCGGCCACGACCUCACCCUGUUCAGCAUGACGAAACCAGCACGGGGCGCAUAUCGCUCCAUCGCCACAUUCUGCCGCUACGUCACGCCACGAGCUCCGGGCGCCCUUCCAAGCGAGGAGUCCACACCGGCAGGUACGCCGGGCACAAUGACGCCGGGACGAGGAACUCAGGAGACGAUAACAACAGACACAGUAACAUACAUCGAUCCCGGUACCCCUCGUGCAGGCACCGCCGACCCAAACGCGCCAAAGAAGAGGACAGUGCAGGAGACGCACAUAACGACCAAGCCGCUUGUCGAGACGCCGCAGUCAGGACUCUCGCUCUCGCAAGUCAGCAGCCCGGUGGACGACACGCAAAUGCCGUCCCCGUCCGUCAUCACGGAGCGCCUCCGCCAAGUCAAGGUCGAGGACAAGCGACAGAGCUCACGAUUCUCGCGCAUGUCAACUAUGCUCUGGCCGUCGUCGUCUGAUGGCUCUCCCGGCGAGAACAAGCCGAAAGACAGGGCUCAUCAUUACAAGCCGGGCACCUGCGGCUGGCCUGGUUUCUAUGCCGGACCCAACCGCGUCGACUUCAGCGGCAACGUACGCGGCCUCGAGCCCGCGGACCAGCUGCCAGCGUGCACGAUGCCACUCUCCGAGACGGGCUACAUCAAAGAGGGCCCGGCGAUGCGGUACAUCGAGGGACAGGCGAAGUGGGACCGCAAAUUCCACCGCGUGCGCAAACGUGUCGCGCGCCAUCGCAAGCGUAACCUGAAGAAGGCGAAGAACAAGGACGCAGACCGUAUCCGGAAGAACUGGGUCUCGGUCGGGGAGAACAUCAAGGCUUCCAUGCCCGACGAGCCCGCUGACGAUGAACACCACCAUCACCACGGAGAAGGAGAGGACGAUCGGGAUAGCAGCUCGAGCUCGUCCUCGUCCUCCGAAGAGUUCCCAGACGGCGACGACACCGAUCUUCUGGGCAGCACGUGGGGCUGGGCGCUGAACGGCGAGGCGCCACCUCCCUCCGCGAUCGUCUCUAGGCGUGACCUCCCCGAGGGCCGCCGCCUCGCGCUCCUUGGUGGUCUGGCCGACAGCCCUGCCAGCCACUCGCACCCGCUGUCCCUGUGGGUCGUGAUGGCGACGAUGCUGGGCGGGAACGGGAACGAGCUCAUGUCCGACGCGGCUAGGAUCCGCGCGGACGAGAAGGCCAAGAAGAAGGAGCGCGCGAAGCAGGAAGCGAAGGAGGGCAAGCGCCCUCGUGAGGGGCCGUUCCACCGCCUGAAGCACAUGUUCAAGAAUGACUAG
Molecule: messenger RNA, 1344 nt
Organism: Trichosporon asahii var. asahii CBS 2479
Lineage: Eukaryota; Fungi; Basidiomycota; Tremellomycetes; Trichosporonales; Trichosporonaceae
Exons: 3
Coding region: 1-1344 (447 amino acids)
Source: RefSeq, a predicted model, not a curated record